AUGGACCGCACCAGAAACCUGGACAAUUACUUGCCACCAGCUUCCAGCGGUAGCACCGCCAUUGCUGGUAUCGUUCUAUGGAUCGUUGCCGGGAUCUGCCUCCUGUUGACCUUCCGCAGCGCCACGGCUGUUCAGCAGUGUGUUCAAGCCUGCGGAGGUGGCUGCGUGGAAGUCGGAGGGCGCCAUGUCGAGUGCGGAGGUCAUGGAGAGGCUUGCUUCGAUUUUUGCCGAACGCAGCGAGACGAGAAGGCUUGCAUCCAGAAGCGCCAUUGUAUUGAAGAAGCGGACAAGGAAUGGCACAAGGUCCAGGCCUGCGAGAAGGAGCAGGAGUGCGAUUUGCAGGGCCUGCUAGGCACGGGAAAGGGCUUUGAACUGAUGUCGGUGCUCGCAUCAGUGCUGCCUGUGCUGGGCACGAUUUGCCUCAGCCUCUUUCAGGAACCUUUCCAGAUGGAUGCCUCCGUUUUGAGGGACCUGUACUGCUCGGACUACGUUGCCCGGGCCAUGUGGCUGUUUGGAGUCUUGCUGACCCUCUAUGUGGCAUGGCUUCUGAUUGCUACAUUCAGCCCCAGCAGUGAAGAGGAGGGUGCCUUGGUGGAAGUAGUGGCCGGUGCCUUCGCGCUGACGGUGAACUGUGGUGCGUGCUUCUGCAUCAGUCUGGCGAGGUGCUGCUUGGCCCCGAACGGAUACGAGAAGUUGCCGCAGCGGUCGUGA
This is a messenger RNA of Symbiodinium sp. CCMP2456, 711 nucleotides long. Lineage: Eukaryota; Dinophyceae; Suessiales; Symbiodiniaceae. The record is from the annotation of a GenBank genome assembly.